GCCUUCAUUGUCAUGUAGGUGGACUGUUGCGUCUCUCGCACACUAGCUAUUGAGGGAAUUCAUGGACACCAGACCUUUGUCUUCAUGCCAAUGCGAGUCUCCUCAGACAGGGGAUCCUAAUGAUAGAUGGCGAGAUCAAGACACACAGCUAGAAGACUCGAUACACUUGCAUAGCCCUCAUGUUCUAUAUCUGUCCAUGGCCUCCCGUAUGUCCUUAUUUUUGGCCACUUCAUAUGGUGUCUCGCCCUGCACAUAUGACAUACAUCCAAUCGCCGAUGGCCAUGCCAGCGUAUGUAUGUCCUGCCACCUUAUCGUUUUUGCGAGCGAGGGCUGCUUUGUCCCACUGUAAGAGCUGCCUGACUGCCUCCAAGUGUCCAUUUGCGCUGGCGCAGUGCAACGCGGUCCGUCCACCCUGACGAGACACACACACAGUGAUGCAACGGAGACAUGGGAUCGCCUCGCCUUCACCUUGCCCUGCUGCUCCAGCAGCCCCUGACGCCUGUCCUCCGGCACUCUCUCAUAUAUCGUACGCAUCACCUUGACGUGUCCUCCGCCAGCAGCCGUCAGGAAUGCGGUGUAUCCUCCAUCGGUAAACGAUUCCAGAAGCGGCAAGCCGCCCCAGUCGAGCAGCUGACCCACAGCGACACUGUGUCACUUGUUCGCCGCGCAGUGAAUCGCCGUCCACUUGCCCUACAUCGAUUGUUCUUCAUCCAUGAGCCUUUACUUGACUGAGGGCUUCCUCACCUUAUUGUGCUCUUCCAACAAGCUUUUGCGACCAGCUUGGUCUGGGAGAGCAUCAUACAUGACCUGCAUCACCUUGGCAUUGCUGCGUCAAGAAUUGGUUCAUGCAGAUAGGGGCUAGAAUGUCAAUGGCAUCCUUCAUCACCUGCAGACAGGAAGGGCGUGAAUUGUCCGUCGGUGCGCUGCUCGAGCAAAGACACGCCACCCCAGUUCAGCAGCUUGCGAACUGCAGUCGCAUGGCCGUUGUUUGCGGCGCAGUGCAAAGCGGUCCACUGGCUCUGACGAUCAGCAUGCACGGAGAGAGCAAUAGACGCGCAAUGCGCCUCUGCUGUCCGAAGAGGGCUCACUUUGGUGCGCUCUUCCAGGAGCGGUUUCCCAUCGUAUUUGUAGAUGAGCUCCAUGACGGCUACACUGCCGCCUGCCGCAGCUAGAAUGAAUGGCGUCUCAUCGUUCUUUGUGCGGUCCCUGAGGAUGGCGGCGCCUCCCGCUUUCAACAGCUCGUUUAUGACGACCGUGUGGCCCUUCCGUGAGGCACGAUGCACCGCCUUCCAUCCACCCUGCAGUCACACCCCACCCAAACAGACUGCGUAGUCGGCGUCUUGUGCCUUGUUUGCUUACAUUGUUCGUUUGGUCCAAAAGCUCUUUGCGCCGCUCUUUCGGCAUCGUGGAGUACAUCAGGCGUACCAUUGGCAGGUUGCCGCUGUCCGCAGCUACGAUGAAUGGCGUGUCGCCGUUCUGAAUCACACGAGCAGAGACACGCACUGGACUUCCUGUCUCUGUUGGUGUUGAGACGCACAUUGGUGGCUUUAUCGAGGAAGGCCGGUCCUCCCAAUUCCAGCAAAUGCUUCGACACUUCAUUGUGGCCCUCUCGCACAGCCAAGUGAAGAGGCGUCCGGCCCCUCUAUGAGACAGCAAUCAGCAAUACCCAAUUGAAACGUUUCUUCGCCAGCCACAGGCUUACCUUGUCUUUGAGUGACAAGAUGAAAACCUUGGGGUCCUUCUGGCGCGCGACUAUCUCCUUGAGGACCUCCAAAUGCCCCUCCUCAGCAGCCUCACUGGCGAUGGUGUUGCCGAACUACGUGGCACACGCAGCAGGAAAGUAGAACGAUGUGGAGGCUCUUGUGCAUUGCGAGGCUGCCCACUUUGUCAGGAAGUGUGAAGAGGUCAUUUCCUCCGGCUGCGAGUCCGGCAUCAAGGAAAGUGCCGACCAACUCCACAUCACCUUUGGACGCCGCCACAUGUAUAGGCGGGGGAUACGACUGAGAGCAAAAGCAGGGGAAAAUAUAGUGGAAAAGGAUUUCACAAUGAAUAAGCGUACCUUGGUUGCCAUUUUUAUGAGGGCCGUCCUCCCACCCUCGAUUAUCUUCUUCGCCGCUUCCGCUUUGCCAUUCAAGGUGGCACAAUGCAAGGCUGUGCACCCGUCCUGGAAAUGGAAUCGAUCAAAGCUCAAGUGGCCAUCGCUCCUGCACUUAAGUGUGGCUUACACUGUCAACUUCCUCCAGGCAUUUUGCCCCUUUCUGCUCGAUCAACCGUGCUAGCACUUCCAUGUUUUGCUCAGCGCUUGCGUCGAAUAUGGUAAUCUAGAAAAGACGAAGCGAGACACGAUCCGUACGAAAGACAAGCUGUGGUCUACCUCUUCGGUGGCUGUCUGUGCCGUCUGUCCACUGCUGGGUGCCGCUGGAGCAAGCACAGACGGAGGCAGGGCCUCAUCGACAUCCACUAUUCCAGGAAGGCUUGGUGGGGCACCCCGCAGAGGCAGCAGAUCUGCAAGUAAUGCACCGAGACGAGAGACAGCUUCAUGCAUCAAAGUGCUGUCUCUCCUCACUUUGCACUGGAGAAGUUAUGGAAGUUCUCCUCUCCUCCCCCAUGGCCCUCCAAAUCAAUGUCCGACGGGGGGCACUCCCUUGAUCAAAUUGUUGGAUCUCCACACUCUUGCCGUUGGCUGCCAAAAAAUGCCCAGGCAGACCCACGCACUCAUACAUCUUGGGAUUGCCGUAGACGAAAUUAUUCUCGCUCUGGCCUUUGGGGCUGAAAACUAGAUCAUCAUCCUUCGCCCCAGCGGCUUCGAUGCAGUGCUUGCAGCAAGCACAGCAGCAAAAAGUGCAAAUACUGCAUAAUCCGGCUUUCUUCGCGGGCGAGAUGACGAGCUCUUGUCGAUCGACUUGUGUCCACUGCUGGUACUCCGCCCGGUCGACGCUGUCCUUUUCAAGCGCAGGUGUCUCAAGGAUAAGCUUGGGCCGCCGACGCUGGUCGAUACUUGCUGGCUUAACCGCAAGCGUCUUGUUGGGGAAUGCUAGAGAAAUCAGCCGGAAUGUCUCGGUUUUCUUCAUGGUCAGAUCGUCAUGGGCCUUCCUCCACAGCUCUUUCUUGGCGAUGGGCUUGCCAAUCUGCGGCGUCGUCUUCUCUCUCAGCCCCAGAUCAAAGCUGUCGGGGCCCUUGAAGGCCGUGAGGACAAGAGGAGGAAUGGUGCCCACGUUUUCAAGGGAGAAAGGGGGCUCUCCCUGGUUCUCGUCAUCAAUGCGGUUCUGCAGCUGUUUUUUGAAGGGGGGGUUGCCUCUGCAGAGGACAAUACCGUCGGGCAGCUUCCAAGGGUGAAUUAGCUUCCCGCAAAAGGCACCCACACCACAGAAAUAACACCAACGCAUUGAUUUGCACACCCACGCGCAUCCCUUGCUUACCAUCGGCUGCAGAAUGUAGGGAGUGUACAUGUCCUCGAUGAUGAUGGACAGGUAGGAGGACGCGAUGCUGUAGAGGGUGAGGUCCUUGCCGGCACCCAGCAUGUGCCAGUUGUUUGCUCGCUCGAAAUAUCUGUAGUUGAUCUCAAGCCGCUUCUUGUCGUCCUCUUCGUCUUCAUCUUCAGUCUCAUUUUCCACUUCAGCACGGCCUCCAAACCCACCGACUUCAACGCCCACCCCGACCUUCCAAGUCCUCGCUCUGCGCUGUCGUUUGGCCUGCUCGAUGUCCUCCCUGACCUUUUCCACCUCUCCACCUGGACACAGUCGAAUGUGCGCUGUCAACAGCAAAGAGAACCUGUGCAUACAGACUCCGCGCUGGAAACCCACCGUCAUCUUACCUCUACGGUUGGACUUGUUUACGACCUCGAGGCUCGUGUAUAUUUCCGUCAUCGGGAUAGGGAAGAACUUCCCGGCUGAAGGGAGGGAAAGUUGAGACUCC
Vitrella brassicaformis is the source of this 3915-nucleotide messenger RNA. NCBI's taxonomy places the organism in Eukaryota, Vitrellaceae. The record is from the annotation of a GenBank genome assembly.